AUGGAUACGACCAACUUCAUUAAGUGGUUGAAGGAAAAAUUAAUUCCAAAUUUGCCACCAAACGGCAUAGUUGUCAUAGAUAACGCUCUGUAUCAUUCUACUCAAAUUGAAAAGUUACCUUCCAGUGCGUCUUUGAAAAGCGAAAUGCAAAAAUGGCUCUCCGACAAUAAUAUCCCAUACGAAGAAAGAAUGACAAAACGUGAGUUAUACCACCUUAUUGUCGUCAACAAACCUCCAAAAACAUAUAUAGUCGACGAAUUAUUAAAACAACAUGGACACGAAGUUUUGCGUCUGCCACCCUACCAUUGCGACCUAAAUCCUAUCGAAUAUAUAUGGAAUUUAACAAAACAAAGGGUGGCAGACAAAAAUAUUGAUCAGUCUGAAAGGCAGAUCGAAACGCUAACAAAAGAGGCAAUAGCUUCGAUAACAACAGAGGAUUGGCGAAAAGAAAUAAAUCACGUUGAAAGAUUAGAAAAGCAGUACUGGGAUAAUGAUCGCCUCCAAGAGAUUCAAGAAAGAGAAUUAAUAAUUUCCGUUGGAGGUGAAGAAAGUGAUGAGUCGGAGAGCGAGUUUGAGGACGAUAACGGCAGUGAUACCAUGUCUGGGGUGGAACCUAUGGACCUUAGCAGUGAUGAUUCUUUUUAA
Melitaea cinxia (Glanville fritillary) is the source of this 645-nucleotide messenger RNA. RefSeq lists its product as uncharacterized. NCBI's taxonomy places the organism in Eukaryota, Metazoa, Arthropoda, Insecta, Lepidoptera, Nymphalidae. The transcript has a single exon. The record is from RefSeq and is a predicted model, not a curated record. Bases 1 to 645 code for a protein of 214 amino acids. Gene Ontology annotation, molecular function: nucleic acid binding.